GUGGGCUACCCGAGCCGCGCCUACGUCUGGGUCAUGGCGCGCAAGCCGGAAAUGCCGCGCUCGGUCCUGGACGACAUCAAGAAGCGUUUAGUAACGGACCACCAAUACCCCGAGGGCCUCCCCGACCUCGUGGAAGUGCCCCAGAGCUGGGACCGCGACGCGACGGCGCAGUUCGGCUGGAAGCGCCGCGGCGUCGACGUCUCCCCGAAGUAGUCGCCCUGGAGAACGCCGGCGCGCACGAUGCUGAUAGAGGGGCCUUCGCGCCUCUGAAAAUUUAUGGAAGACUCGGCGACCCGGCGCGGGAUGAUUUAGUAGCGCUCAAGCAGGAGAGUACGAAAAUCCUCUGUGUACUAACGAAGCGCGACGGCGCGGCGGACGCGGCCCGCGUCGGCGCGCGCAAGUUACUGGGCCCGGGCGGCGUCCAGGCGACGUGCCAGUUCCAAACGAUCACGGGGCUGACGCCGUCGUUACGAGAAUUAGAUGCAUUAGCGCACGUUUCGCUGCUGAGUCCGAGGCUACGCGAAGCUUUAGUAUCAAAGCAGACGCGGCCGGUCACCGUCCAAACGAAGCGCACGGAUCUAGGCGAAGACGCCGCCGCGGCGGCCUGCUGCGCGCGGUUAGACGCGCUUGUUUCAAGGAGCGGCUUCUCCCGCCAUGCGCGCACGAAGUGCAACCCGAGCCAAUUGGAGGCUAUUGUGCAUGCCGUCGGCGGCUUUGCGCAUGAUAGCGAAGAUAUCACACUGAUCCAGGGCCCGCCGGGCACGGGAAAAACUACGACGUUAGUAGUAUGCGUGAAUGCGUUACACAACGCUCAAUAUCAAACCUACUACCAGGAAGUUCUAAGGGAGGCCAUCCACAAGGACGAUCUGGUCCGGCAGGCGGGCUGGAAGAAAUGUGCUAGGAGAUGUGAGUGGCUCGAGAAGUUACGACACUUGAAGCCUAGGAUACUCAUAGCCGCACCGUCGAACGUUGCGGUAAAACGACGAGUCGCCGAAGCCCGCCGUCGUGGCCUUCACCGUGUCGAAGACGGCGGGCGAGGCUAUUGGAUUAGCCAGACAAUUUGUGGACGCGUUGGACGUGUUCACGUCCCAGUACCUGUCGCUGACGACGGCGGCGUACAUCACGUUCAAGUUCCUGCACUUCCGGGUGUUCGAUUGA
Messenger RNA from Pelagomonas calceolata, 1158 nucleotides. NCBI's taxonomy places the organism in Eukaryota, Pelagophyceae, Pelagomonadales, Pelagomonadaceae. The record is from the annotation of a GenBank genome assembly.